Messenger RNA from Pteronotus mesoamericanus, 963 nucleotides. Its product is annotated as taste receptor type 2 member 46-like. Gene Ontology annotation, cellular component: membrane. Gene Ontology annotation, molecular function: G protein-coupled receptor activity; bitter taste receptor activity. The coding region runs from base 1 to 963 and encodes 320 amino acids. Gene Ontology annotation, biological process: detection of chemical stimulus involved in sensory perception of bitter taste; sensory perception of taste; G protein-coupled receptor signaling pathway. The transcript has a single exon. The record is from RefSeq and is a predicted model, not a curated record. Lineage: Eukaryota; Metazoa; Chordata; Mammalia; Chiroptera; Mormoopidae.
AUGAUAAGUUUAUUAGGAAACAUUUUUUCCAUAUUAGCAAUGACAGAAUUUGUUCUAGGAAACUUUGCCAAUGUCUUCAUAGCCCUGGUGAACUGCAUUGACUGGGCCAAGAAACAAAAGAUCUCCUGCACAGAUGGAAUUCUCACUGCCCUGGCGGUCUCCAGGAUUGCUUUGCUCUGGGUAAUAUCAUUAAAUUGGUAUGCAACUUUUAUUAAUCCAGAUUUCUAUGGUGCAGAAGUAAGAACUACUGUUUAUAUUGCCUGGGUAGUAAGCAACCAUUUUAGCCUCUGGUUUGCUACUGGCCUUAGCAUACUCUAUUUGCUUAAGAUAGCCAAUUUCUCCAGCCUUUUUUUUCAUCACUUAAAAUGGAAAGCUGUAAGAGUGGUUCUCACGGUACUCUUGGGCACCUCGGUCUUCUUGGUUUUUCAUCUUGCAGUGGUGAGCUUAGAGGUAAAAGUGCAGACGAAUGCAUAUGAAGGAAACCUCACUUGGAAGACCAAAUUGAGGGACAUUGUACACCUUUCAAACAAGACCAUAUUCACUUUUGCAAACUUCAUACCCUUUACCAUGUCCCUGACAGCUUUACUGCUGUUACUCUUUUCCCUGUGGAGACAUCUCAAGAAGAUGCAGCUCAGUGGCAAAGGAUCCCGAGAUGCUAGCACCAAGGUCCACGUAAGAGCCAUGCAAACUAUGACCUCCUUUCUCUUGCUAUUUGUCAUUUACUUCCUGGUUCAAAUUAUCUCAGUUUGGAGUUUUUAUACUGUGGAAAUCAAUUCAGAUGGCAUGGUUUUUGAGACUCUUGGAUUCCUGUAUCCUUCAAGUCACUCUUUUAUCCUGAUUUGGGGUAAUAAGAAGCUAAGACAGGCCAUUCUGUCAUUACUGUGGCAAUUGAGGUGCUGUCUGAAAGAAAGUGGGGGACCAUGUGUCAUCUGGCAGAAAACGAUGAGUCUUGGUAAACUUUGA